Molecule: messenger RNA, 711 nt
Organism: Vicia villosa (hairy vetch)
Lineage: Eukaryota; Viridiplantae; Streptophyta; Magnoliopsida; Fabales; Fabaceae
Exons: 2
Coding region: 1-711 (236 amino acids)
Source: RefSeq, a predicted model, not a curated record
AUGGCAUCUUCUUCAUCCACAACCAAAGUUACCCUCAAGCUUCUUAUUGACACCAAGAAUCAAAAAGUUCUGUUCGCCGAAGCAUCUAAGAAUGUGAUUGAUUUUCUCUUCAACUUACUUCGCAUACCUGUUGGCACAGUCGUAAAACUGCUAACCAAGAAUGAAAUGGUUGGUAGCAUUGGAAAUCUCUACAACAGUGUUGAAAACAUGAGCGAGAAUUACAUGCAAAUAGGGCAAACCAAGGACGUUCUUUUGAAUCCAAGAACUCCCUCUGAAAUUUCUGGCCUUCUCACUGCAAAUGAUGCAGAUACUAACAACAGCGUUGGAGCUGAAGGAACUUUGUUUUACAAAUGCCCAAGUAACUGUACUUUUGAUGUCACAUGUGAUAGCGCAACUCCUUGUUCUAAUUGUAAGCGACCUAUGAACAGUCUCACUCGUUAUGUUGGAAAGAAGGUGGUUGGUGAUAACACUUUGAUUCAGAAUGGAUUUGUGAAAGAUGUUAUAACAUUCAUGGUGAUGGAUGAUUUGGUGAUAGAACCCAUGUCAACAAUAUCUAGUAUCACAUUGCUGAACAAGUUCAAUAUCAAAGAGGUUGGUACCUUGCAGGAGAAGGUUGUUGAAAUGGGGAUGGAUGAGGGCAUCAAGUUGCUCAAGGCUUCACUGCAAUCCAAGAUGGUCUUGACAAGUGUUUUCCUCAAGAAAAAGAUAUGA